AUUGCUAUGUUUGAGAAUUUGGACAUAUAUAUUUUACCCAUUCUACCCAGGCAUUCACAUCCUCAUAUUCUGUUUCUACCUCAAAUGUGUGUUGGAGUUCCUUUAUUUCCUUAACAGUUAUAAUGGGGUUAUUGAGAUAGUGCCCCUCUCCUUUUACAGAUUCUCUCUCUUCUUGGGUAUGGUUAGUAACAGUGGGCUGUGGUUUCCAUACAGCUAUCUUGAAUCUGGCCAUUGGGUCUUUCCCUGUCACAUCCACUCCAAAACCAUAAGUACGGUUUAUAAUUUUAUCUGCCUUCCUAAUCAUUAUCACAAUCAGAUUGCACUGCAGGGGCUGGCAAUUUGGCUGAGCAAUCCCUUCAAAUAUGCUGAUUUGAUUUUUCAAAGUCCUAAUGGAAUUGGAUGAACUUGGUGAAUACGUCCAUCCAUUACAGUUGGUUGUUGACCACACAUUACUCCAUCCUAUGUAUCUGUUCCUGACCCUGGGGGAGGGCAGUGCUAUUUGUUCUCACUAGUUAGUUGUUGAGCCUCCAUGUCUCCACAGGCUAACACCUGACUAAAUGGUCUGGGGAACCUUGGUCUUGGUUACGUUUACCCAUAAUUUCACAGAGUAGCCUGUUUCCCCUCUCCGUUUAUCACUGUCCUCCCAAUCUAUACUCUCAAAUCCUUUGAGAGGGGUCAUUAUUACCACCAGUAUUGCAAUUUAGCUCUUUUUUAACUUAGCAGUGUUUGGGGCUAGGAGUCAGAGGAGGGCUUUCUUAGAAUGAUCCAUAGGGGAUCAUCUGAACCCACCAGUCCUCACAGUCUGAGUCUAGAUUGGUGAGUCCUUUAACUCAUGUACAAGUCCAACAUUUUUUCAGUGGUUUGAACAGCUGUCUCUGUGAUCAGCAGAACUUGGAAGGGUCUGUCCCACUAGGGCUGAAGUUUAGCUUCCAUCCAAGACUGGAUCAAUAUCCAGUCUCCAGGUUGGAACUUGUGGAUGGCAAACUCUAGUGACAUAGUCUGGGCCAACGGUCCUUCAUGUGUGAGAGAAGAUAAAGGCAACCCAAGUAUAUAGUUGUUGAAAAAGACAUCUUCAGUUUCAAACUGAAGAACUCCAUCCCCUUUCCCACGUAGGGUAAUCCAAAAAGUAUCUCGUAAGGUGAGAUUCCAACAUCUUUUCAUGGAGCAGUUCUGAUUCUUAGCAGUGCCAGGGGUAAGCAUUUAGUCCAUGGGAGCUUAGUUUCCAAACCCACUUUUGGCAGAUGUUUCUUUAAUGUCUGAUUCAUCCAUUUUGCCUUUCCAGGGGAGGAAGGAUGCCAUAGAGUGUGAAACUCUCAUCCCUAGGGUUUCCAUUAGUAAGAUAUGUGAAGUAAGAUGACUUCUUUGAUCUGAGUCUGUAUUUUCCACAAUCCCAUACCUGGGAAUUAUUUGUUCCAGAAUUAUUUUUGUUAUUAUGUUAGCUAUUCUUGAUACAGAAAGAGAAGCCUCUACCCAUCUGACAAAUGCUCAAUUAAUACUAGCAUAUAUUUAAAUCUUCCUACUUUGGGUAAUUUAGUAUGGUCUACUUAGAUGCUCUGGAAAUGUUGAAGUCCUGGCUCUCGUCCAUCCGAAGGUUGUUUCUGUAGAGCCUUAUUUAUUCAUUGACAUGUUAUAUAGCUUUUACGUAUUUGUUUAGCUGUAGCGUACAGUUGUAUACAUACAUACUUUUUUAAUACAGCAUCACACAUUGCCUGGACCUCACAAUGACUCUUUUGGUGUAGAACAGUUAAAAUUUCUCUCAUUACUUGUUUAUUCAUCAUUUCCCUACCAUCAUAGAGUUCACUGUCCUCCUGACUCCUUUGCCUCUAAUUCCUUGAAGGCUGCUGUCUCUUCUUUCUUGAAUACUUGCUAUCUCUUCUUUCUUGAAUGCUUGCUUUCCAGGAGGUUUUACUUCAGGCACAACAUAAAGUUUCAUUUUCAUUUUUAAUUGCAAGGCGGCUUCUGUAGCUUUGUUAUCAGAGACUUUCUUUCCCCAUUCUGCUAGACAGUUUCCUGUUUGGUUUCUCUUUACAUGUACUGUAGCGAUCUCCACGGGUAAUAACAGGCUUUCCAGAAAACCUGUCUGAUUAAUUCCUCGUGGGCCAGUUCCUUCCCUUUACUGUUUAUUAAACCCCUUUUUUUUCCCCAAAUUUUUACAGAAGUGUGUACCACUCCAUAUGCAUAUCAUGAGUCUGUAACAGUUUUAAUGCCUGAUUUAAUGCAUAUAACUCACAAGUUUGAGCUGACCAAUUACCAGGCAAACUUCCCAUUUCCUCAACAUAAGGGAAAUUAUGUCCCUUUGAUGAUUUUAUAGCUAUUACAUCGUCUUCGUUGUACCACUCUAGAGGAGCCAUCUAUAAACAGUGUUUCCUCUUAAUCUAAGGGUAUAUCUUGUCAGUCUGACCUUAUCUUUGUUUUAUAAUUGAUUAAACAAUAAUGUUCCACAUUCACUGUAUCUUUAGUUCCCUUUCAUAAGAAGAAGGCAAGAUUCAGGAUAGAAUCAAUGACUAUAGUUAAAUAGUCUUUUUCAAUUAAUAUGGCUUCAUAUUUCAGUAUCCUGGAGUCUGUUAGCCACCUUCUUGCCUUCUGAGUAAGGGUAUUCCUUACUUGGUGUGGGGUAACAGCAAUCAAUCGCCCUCCAAAGGUUAAUUUCCUGCUUUCUUUCACCAACAAGGCAGUUGCUGCUACUGCCUGAACACACUCUAGCAAGCCCUGAGAUACAGGGUCUAGUAAUUUAGACAGGUAUGCUGUGGGUUUUCUUUUAUUUUCCCAUUUCUGGGUUAAGACUCCCAAAACAGCACCCUCACUUACUCAUAAAAAGAUGAAAUGGCUGAUUCAGGGUAGGAAGAGCCAGAAUUAGUGCUGUAACCAAAUCUUGUUUCAGUUUUCCCACCCUUUCUUUUUCUUCUUCUGUCCAAUUUAACGUGUUGGGUUUUUUCCCUAAUAGUUUGAAUAGCUUGUUUCCUGAGCGUAUGCUUCUAUAUACAGUCUACAAUACCCAGUUAAACCUAGGAAUUUUCUUAAUUCCUUCUUUGUUCUGAGGAGAGGGAGUUGCACAAUUCCCUGAAUCCUUUUAGGGUUUAUCCUCUGUUUACCUUUAGAGAUUAAAUGUCCUAAGUAUUUAACUUCUUUUUCCAUAUACUGUAUUUUAUUUUUGGACACGCUUAGUCCAUGCUUUCCUAAGAAAUUUGAGUUCAUUUGUAGCCUCUUUUACCUUUAAUUUUUCUAUAUAUGUUAAUAUAUAUUAUAUAUGUAAGAUAUUAAUAAGUCAGCUACAUAUUGUAAAAAUACCACCCCUUCUUGAACCUAAAACUCUAAAAUUGUAUUCUAAAAUUUUCUCCAAUAUGUGUCCAAACAAAUUAGAUGAUUCAGUAAAACCCUUGGGGCAAAACAGUCCAUCUGUGUUGUUGUUUAUGACCUGAUUCUGGGUCCUCCCAUUCGAAUGCAAAAAUAUCUACUAUCUGGGUCCAAGGGGCAAGCCCCAAAUACAUCAUUUAAAUCUACAACACUAAACCAUUUAGGUUCAAAAGGGAUUUUGCUCAACAGGGUAUCAGGGUUAGAAACCAGAGUGACGCUUUCUUACUAUUUCAUUAACUUUUCUCAAAUUCUGUUUUAGUCGGUGUGUCCCAUUUGUUUUUUGUACUGGUAAAAUUGGAGUGUUAAAUGGUGAUAUACAAGGGUCCAGAAAACCAUCUUUAAUCAAGGGUUGCACAAUUGGUUUCAAGUCUGUUGUUCUUUCAAGUGAAAUAGGACGUUGUUGCUGUUUCACUAUCUCACUCCCUUCUUGAAGAGUUAUUUUCAAAGAUUUUCAAAGGAGUCACAGUGAGCCCUCCUCAAUUUUCCUCUCUUGCCCGAACUACUGCAUUUAUUUCUUCAUCUUUCUUGGUUAAUAAAUUCAUUGAAAUGGUUAUUCCCUUUUUCAGGUUUUCAACUCUAACCCUAACUUGAUUAUUAAAUCUUUUCCCAAUAAGUUUGUUCCUGCUUCAUAAUAAUUGUCCACUGACUGUUUUAGUUCCCCAGUUUAACUUAGUGGUCUCACAAAGUGACCACUUCUACCCCCAUUACUCUUACAGUAAUCGAGUAUUACUAGUCAAAUUAAGUCCUGGUACUUUAUAAGCUAAGUAUGAUCUGGCCCUAUGUCUACUAAAAAUACGACUUCUUUAUUAGAUCCCACCUCUACGUUUAUCAAGGGCUCUUCAUGGGACCACUUUUCACAGAGCCCCUGACUUCUCUAUUCAUAACUUUUAAUUGUGAAUAUUUUCUCUUCCCUUUUUGCUUCAGGAUAUUUUCAUUAGAGGUGACCCAUUUGUCCACAUUUGAAACAUUUUCUCUGUAUCUGUUCUUGUUGUGGUUGGGAAGGGGGGAGUUUGCCACCUUAAUUUUCCACUCCUGCUAUCUCUUUCCUCACUGUUCCACCCCAAAAUUUGUCUUCCUUAGAAACCCUUUUCCUGAUGGGUUUCCAUUCUGUCUCACCACUUGAUCUACUGUAGAGAUCAUUUUUUGCCUUUUGUUUUCUUUUUAACAUAAACUUUCUGUGUCUCUCUCAAAAGGUUUUCUAAUAGUUAUACAUUCCACCCUUCUACCUUCUAAAGCUUCCUUUGUAUAUCAGGCCAGGCUUUAGUCACAAAAUUGACCUUUAAGAGCCCUUUAACUACAGGAAUCAUCAGGAUCCAUCCCUGAAUUCCUUUGCUUCCUGUCUCCAAGUCUCUCCAGAAAUUCACUUAGGGUUUCAUGUUUACUUUGCUGAAUGUCAAAAGCUUUAGUAAAGUUCUGAGUCUUGAGUAAUGCUUCCUUAAUUCCCACUAUUAUUGUAUCUCGCAAGUCCCUCAUAUUUAUCCUGUGCCUUUUCUCCCACUCCUGCAUGGUAGCCCGCAUUCUUCUCCACUGAAGAGCAUGCAUAGAAUAGACAUCAUUUCCCUCCAGGAACAGUAAUUAGGUCCCAAGAAUUGAUCAAAUUGCUCCGCUAGUCCAAUAGGAUCCUCAAUCAGAGACUUCAUUUGCCUUUUAAAACUCCUCACUUCACCACUGGUAAGGGGAGGGUUUAUGUAUCCUAUUUCUCCUUGUCCCAUUGGGAUUUCUCUAAGGGGAUACAUAUUAUAUUGGGAAAGGGGAAAUUUUCAAUUUCUUUUCUACACUGUUCUAACUCGUACCAAAGCCUGGAGUGCACUCUCCGUCUAGAGGUGGCUUCAGCUGCAGCUCUAGACUCAGGCUGGAAGGGAGGAGGGGUUUCCCCUACCUGGCACCAGCUCUUGUUUCUGCAUUCUUCAGCUCUGUUCCUGAAACAGCUGCUGUUUUCAUUAAAGCAACAUUUGGGUUAUAAGGAGAGGUCAGAGUUUCUAAGGGAUCCUGUUUAUGAGCUUUCUGCUUCUCUCCUUUUUCUUCUGAACUUUGACUCUUUCUUAUGAGAAAUUGUUUUACUUCUUGCAAUCAGCAAGUGGCAUAAGCCAUUUCUUCGUCUGAGAAAGGAGUCUUAUUGUUUGCUGAUAAAUUCAGCAUCCAACAUACCCAAUCUUUGUCAGACCAAUAUUUUGGCCAAAAUACUGCAGCUCUUUUGAUUGGUUCUUUUGUCCAUAUAACUACAUAAUAUUUAAUUAUCUUUUUCUUAUCUUUCACUUUUAUUUGCAGGCUAUCCUUCCAAUUUCUUAUCAUUCUUGCUAAAGGACUGUCAAUAGGCACUGCUAGGGGUCUCUUCCUGUCCCAUUUUUCCUAGUCACCUUUACUGCACUGCUGCAGAAUUUUACUUCCUUCAGGGUACCACACACUGAAGUUCCAGCUCUAGAAAAUGGAGGUGCACUGUUAUGCACAUUAUCGUGCUGGGUGUUGCACACUUAAGGGUUUUCCAGAUUUCUGAGACUCUUCCUUUCUUUCUUAAUCGCAUAAUUUGUCUCUAUGGCCACGCUCCUUGUGGAACUACAGAACCACAGGUUGGGGCUCCGCACUCACUUUGUACAUGAGUAUGCCUCAGUCGCGCUUCACACAACAGUCUCAUCUGACCUCCAAUGUAAUACUUAAUUUUUCUUACCUUGGUCUGUGCAUAGAGUAGCCGGGUCAGUUUCCCAAAACUGUACUGUCUACUGUGCUUUCUUUCUCUCUACGUCAUUGUUCAUGGAUCCUGCCUUUAUAACCAGUUCUAGUAUUUUUUUUAAUUUGUUUUGUUUUGUUUUUUAUCAGCUCCCUGCAGAAUUGCCACUAUUGUAGCAUAUAGGACCACUGAAAAUACAGUGGAGUGUCACAGCAGUGAGGACUCCCCACUGGGGUGAUAGUAUCUGGAUGAGCCCCCAAUUGCGAGAAACACUUGCAAGCGAACAGGUUAGGCCGAGGCAAGGAUCUCAGUAAACAGUAUUUUAUUUCACGAUUGCAGUAGCAGGGGUCCUGCAAGCAGAAAAGCCUGCUGUAAGAAAAGCAAGCUCUUAUAUCUGCUAUAUCCUGACACUGAGUCCGUCCCCUGGUGCAGGUUCACAUGCUUUGUGUACACAUCCUCUAGGUAGUUGACAAAGUUCCAUCUCUCUGUGUUUCUCCAAGUAAGCAGAAUCUGCAAAAUAGUUGCCAGGCCAGUAUCUUCAGGCCAGUAUCUCUGGCCAUAUGUCUUGCCAGAUAAGUUCAUUUCUUCUUACAUAGUUCUGGAUCCAGAUGUACGUUUUACAGUCCUUACUGUUGGUCAUCCCCUCAAUCUCCCAUUGUGAUUUCCCCAGGGGAGGAGAGACAUGAAUUAACACACCAUACAGACUCUCCUUUUAUCUCUCCAGAAUGUGCACGCCCUAUUCUUUAACCACAGACAGAAACUUAUCUUGUUUAUGGAUUCUGAAUUAUACCCCUUUGGUACAACAUUCUAUUAUGCAAAAACUACAUGUCAUCUCUCACACCAGGACACCACAUAGUUUCUAGAACACGUUAGGUAUCAUUUAGGAGUGUUGAACACUGGUGUGCUUUUCUUUGUAGCUUCUUAUUUCUUGUAGAGUCUUUAAAAGUAAUGUGUGGACCUCAGGCUGGAGAUUUCAGAACUGAGUUAAUGCAGAUGGGAAGUAGAUCAAACUCAGAAAGUGAAAAAUAUUUUGGAUAGAUUGGAAAGUGUCUGGUUGAAUAGAAUGGUGAACGGAAUCUGUGUGGCUGAUGAAGUCCUAAGAGAAAGUUUUUAACUCCAGGCAGACAGCAGAGAUGUGCAAGCUUCUUCCAGUGGCAGAGGCAAAGUCAUCUGACUGUCAGUGUGUUGUUCUGUCAUCAGAGAUGGAGAUGAGGCUGUAAAACAGCUUUUGCUGAUCUUGAGCAUUCCCAGCUUUUUGUUAUAAGGAGGAAUUUCACCAGACUUUUUCAUACAUAUCAUAGGCAUGCUAGCUUUUGGGAAUUGGAUAUCAAGAAAGAGAGCUGAAUGUUGAUACAGAGCUGUUUAUACGGAAAUUAACUGUAGCACCUGCCUGCUAGAGUGGGUGAUCAUGUGAAUUAGAGGUGUUACUGAACUGAGUUUAAAUGACAGUAAUUCUUGGUAAGAACAGUUGUCCAUCUAGGCCUGAGUUAUAGAAUAGCUUAGGUUGGAAGGGACCCCAAGGAUCAAGUUCCAAUCUUCCUAACAAAGGUAGGGCCACCAACCUCCAGAUCUGGUUCUAGACUCAGUUGCUCAGGGCCCCAUUCAACCUGGUCUUGAACACCUCUAGGGACAAAGCACCCACAGCCUCUCCAGCACCUCUCCACUUUCUGUAAAGAACUUCCCAGACACCCAAUCUGAACCUUCCCUCCUUAAAACCAUUCCCCCUUGUCCUGUUGCUAUCUACUGAGUUAAAAAUUGAUUCCUCUCCAGUUUAUAAUCUCCUUUUAAAUACUGAAAAGCUGCAGUGAGGUCUCCUCACAGCCUUCUCGUCUCAGGCUGAACAAGCCCAGCUCCCUCAGCCUGUCUUCAUAGGGGAGGCCAGAACCUGUAAACUUUUUCUUCAUAGCAGUUCUAGAAAACCAUGGUAUGGGCCUAGAAAUGUAUGUAAGAUUUUUUAAUGAGCAGGGAGACUGUCUUAGGUGAGUUAGUCAGCUAUUCAGGAAAUAUUUUUGAGGGGAUGUAAGACAUGCAGGAAUUUAAGAGCACCUUCAUUCAGUUUUACAUGUGAUUCUUAAUACAUGAUGGUAUUUUUUUUUUCUACUACAUAAACAGCAAAGCACUGCAUUCUCUGCAACUCUCAUCUGGUGUAGAUUUGAAGAGGAGGCACAAACAGUAUUUCCCGUUCUUUUUCAUGGACUUCCAUGGGUAAGGAAGGCUUGGUAUAUACGUGAAGGGAGGACAGGACAAGUUCCUCACUCUGGAGGAGAAAUGGAUUAUGGCUUAGGUUGCUAGAAAAUUUAUCAGUUACAAUGAACUUAAGCAAGACCAUUUUGGGGACAUUUCUGCAUUUCCCUUAUGUGCCAUUUAAGAAAUGGUCUAAAUGUUACUAGAAUAUACAUUCUGGAUAGUAGUAUGUCAGCAUACUAAACUCUGUCUAGGUUGUGGAGGAGAAAGGGCUCAUGAUAUGUAAAUUUCUGCUUGUCUGCUUUAUUAUUUGGAGGCAUUAGUUAGAUGCAGUUACAUGUAGUAGUCUGUCUCAGCAAUAGAUUUGGGUUUUCGUUUGGAAAGAGAUGCAUUUGGGGAGUUACAUAUGUCUUUCUGUUGUCCAUUCCUAUGGGAAGCAGAAUUGUUAAGGAAAAGCAGUCAAAAUGCGUAGGAACUACAAGACUGUAUUCAAAGUCAGGUCUCAGUUGAACACUUGUUGAUGUUGCUGGGAGAAAGUGAAGAAAAGGGAACUUUGAAAGUACUGCACACAAAGGAACCUUUUUUGUUGCUUUCAGAACUCUUUGAUGUUCUUCUGUAUGCAUAACUUACUAAAAGGAGUGCUGCUAAAAUGGUUCUUAGAGCUGAGGUCGUUUGAAUAGGAAUACUCUUUAAUCUACAGUGUUUGUUGCUGAGAAGCUCAACGUGAGCCAGUGCAGCCCAGAAAUCCAGUAUCUUUGGCUGCAUCAAAAGCAGCAUGGCUAGCAGAGCAAAGGAGGUGAUAAUUCGCCUAUACACUGCCCUCCUGAGGCCUGGAGUAGGGCCUCUUAAGGAAUGUAACGCUUGUGAAAGAUACUGGAUCAACAGUUGCGGGGACUGAACUCCUCUACCUGCAAGAAAGGUAACAGUAUCUAGAUUCCAGCUUUAGAACACUGCAUCUUGCUUCCUGAUCAGGAAAGGCAUUUCCCAAAGUCAUGAAGAUGAGUUUGGCACCAAUGACUAAGUUUUCAGUGUGUCUAUAAUGCAAAUAUUAAGGAAGCUAGAUAGAUGUUAGUUGCAGAGAUUUUUAUUAUGAUGGCUGCUUGAAUUUCUGCUACUCAAUUUUGGGAAAAAGCAACUAACAUUUCAGUGAUUUGUUUCUCUAGGUUGUUUUUUCUUUUUUUCACCAGUAAGAGACAUAUUCUCCCUCUUUUGGGGACACUUGUUUCUUGAUAAUGUCUCUUCCGUAGUGGAAGAAAGAAAGGAUUAACCAGCAGCAAUGUAGAAUGGGAUGAUGUCCAGGCUUGGACUAACAGUCAUAAUGAGCACCAUCUCACUAACUUCAAGAUCUAAAUAAAAGUUACGUGUUCUAAUUCAUGAGAGUGUCCAGUUCUUCAUGUUGUCUUCUGUGAUAGCCUUUCUUCAAGUGCUGCUUAACUUCAAAAGUCUGUUAAUCUUGCACUUUUUAUUCAGCUGAGCCAGAACCUGUUGGAUAUUUGCCAUUACCCUUACAUUCUAUUCCUUCAGAGAAUUCCUAAGAAUUCUGAAAUCCUUUCUAUUAGCAAUUUUCCCAGAUGCCUUGGAAGCCCUGGAUCAGGCCUUUGAUUUUAUCAGUCGUAUUGCUGAGAGUACAAGUCUUCUGUGAGUUUUUAAAGGAAAACCAUUCUAUCCUGAUAACAAUGGUGACUGCUAGGGAGAAACAGAUCUGCACCUCUAUUAACGUAUUAGAGAUUCUUUGUUAAGGUAAUGUAUGUUUGGAUUUGAGCUGUUUGGCAGUUAUGGACAUGAGCAUGUAAAUUAAAAAUACUUUUUCUGAAAUGAGCUAAUCUUUAAAACUAUGGGCUAUAGAUCUUGUAUGUAUCCCUUUACGUUUGUUGUUAGUGAAACACUGUAAAGAAUUAGAUGUCUAUCAAUACUAGUUCUAUAAUGUAAUUACUUGAAGCAUGUAUUUAAAAAAAAAAAUCAAUAAGUUCUUGGCUCCUGCAGUCAUUUAAUCUAUCUCUUCAGUAAGAGGGAUUUGUCUCCUUACAGUCCAUCUCGUCAUGUAUCUUGGUUAAGAGCUCUCUUUAAUAAGAGCAGUGGUCAAGAAUGUGCUAAUAACAUGCUAAAUUUUACUACUUUUUGUCUUUCCCUUGUUCCUUUGAAUUAUCAGUUGGACUUGUAUACUAGAUAUCAAUACCUUGAUAUUCGUAAUUUGUAUAUUAUUUUUUGAGUGUUAAACAGUACAGUGGAAACUGCAUGUUAAUAUGUCUUUGAUGUUAGCACUGACUUGUGCUGUGAUUGUUAGGAAGAGCUGGUACUAACAGUUCACUUUGCACUUUUGUUGAAUUUCCUCUUAACUGGAAUUGUGUUUUUGUGCUGGCUACAGAAAUUGAGCAUUUGCAAAACUCUGAUAUGCUUAGGGUAAUGAAGUUUUGUAGUGGAGUAUGUUUGUAUCAGCACCACGCAGGGAGAAAGGUUGUAAAUUUGUUUGCUAUAAGCCAUUGAAAACCUCUGUAACUUGGGCAUUCUCAGUUGUGCAAGAUUUAAGCUGACAGCUGUACUUUUAUGACAAUCUUUUGUAUUUUCCUGGUCAUUUCCCUUAUUUUUUGUUUUAUCACCUCGAUUGCUUCUCCAAUGCAUACUUUCCACCUCUGUACAGCUUGGUUUAUUACUCUGUUUAUCUCUAGGUUAUCUCAAGCUCUAGGUAUCAGACUAGAACUACUCAUCAUCAAAUCAUCUUCCCUUCAACUUUCUCAUCCCAUGCAGACAUCACUUCAACAUUUUUCCAGACAUACUACUUUGGAGGGCUUCCUCUGUUGAGGUGGUAAUGACAUUGAGAGAAGGAAGAGUGUGCAAUACAGUGACAAAGCUGACUCAAAAAUCUCAAAGGUGGAAUCCGUGGGCAAAUAGACUGCUGUUCUCUACUUUCUCCGCACCUCCCCAGUUUAGCUGUUAGUGUACAAGUAUGUACAUGUUGGUGUGCAGUGUGAAAUGUGAAAUAUCCAUUUGAUUCCUUCUUGUUUUGCCCAGUCCUGUACUUCCUUGCAUGAGAAAUGGGAGUCAUUGUCACUUUGGAUGACAUCAGGGGUAGAUAAAUUUUUAAACUCAGAUGUUAAUCCUCCAAUUGUAUUUUGCCCAUGUGCUUUCUGAUGCUUGGAUGCUACAAGGAAACCAGAAGCUAUUUUCACUUCUGUAAGGUCAUACCAACAGCCUGCUGAGGACAUGAGUGGUCUAGUGUUAGUCAUGAUUAGCCAUGUAGACCAUAAGGUUUUCCCUCAUGGAUGUGUAGGGUUGGUGCCUUAGCAGGAUGAUUUGCUUGCAGUUUCAAUCUACACUGGGGUCAUUCUGUAAGAAUAACUUCACAAGUUUUCCUGUUUAUAGGUUUGCCUCUACUCUGUGCAGCUAUGUGCUUCCUUGCCUGUGUGACCUCAGUUCUGAUGUAACCAUUCUACCAACUGAUAUCACUUAGGAUCUAAGAUAAUUUUUCUAACUCUUGUUAACUCAUCCACUGUUACAUACUAUUUUGUGGCUGGCAGAUUAUCCUUAGCAUGGGCUUUUACCCAUCUAAUAUUAAAAGGUGUUUUCCUGGCCAUGUCUAGUAAUAAUUGCCAAUUCUUUUUCCUGCAUACUAAGGAUCUAUUUACUUCCCAGUUCAGGGCUUCCCAUUGACAGAGACACUAUGUGUCACAAGCCCACAUAGUAUAAGAAUCUACAUGUAUGAUUUUUGCUCCAUUGUGUGCUGCUUGGACAGCUGCUCUUAUUUUUCCUAUUUGUGUGCUACCUCCACAUUCCUCUAUUUCUUGCUUGCCAAUGGUAAUAUCCAAUGCAGCAGCUUUAUAUUGCUGUUUGCCAUUUUUCCUAUGGACUGAGGCCACGUGUUUUCUGUUGGUAUGCCUCAGUAAGGUGCAUUUCAAUUGGUGAAGGCUUAAAGAUAGCUGUAAUGCUGAAGAUAUGUGUUUAUAUGCAUCUAUCAUUUGAAAACUUUACUGUGUCUUUCAGCUAAUUUCUGGAUGGUAUGUUUUUGUGCAAUUCCUUUUCAGGGAGCAGUCCCCUUCAGGAUUACUUCCAUUCUGAUUUGUACAGGCCGUUCCUUACAUAUUUUCUCAACUUGCUUAACUGCUCAGACUAAAGAUGAUAGAAAUCUUUUUUUUCCCGUUCAGAAUAUUGUUGUUCUGUUUCUUUAAAUGUGGUUGAACAAAACAGUCAAGAUCUUUUUCACCCCCUGGGGCCAGUAUGGAACAGUAAGUAGCAUGUUCAACAAAACUCCAUUCAGCUAUAGCAGUGUUGAAGGGUUGUAUUGACCUAGUGACUGAUAAAUUUUUAACUCUUCAGUUAGAGUUCUAACUGCCUCUCUAUGUUCUAAUUUCCACUCCCAUGGCUUGCCUUUCCAUAGGGGUGAGUAUGAUGGAUAGGAAAUGAUAGAAAAUCCAGGUACGUUUCCUCUAAUACCCAUUAACUGUUCCCAUUAACUGUUGUAAUUCCUUCCUUGAUUGAGCUCUACAAUUUUUCAUAGAGUAUCUGGAGGAAUCACUGCAUUAUUAUCAAUCAAAUAUCUUAAAUUUUUACUUCUUUACUUGGUCCCUUACAUUUUCCAGGUGGAAUCUCAACUCCUGCUUUAUCUAGUAUUUGCCAUACUACUGCUGCUGCUUCGAAGUCCCUUCUAUUAGAAUAUCACCUAUAUAUCAUUCUGAGGAAGUGAGAUUGUCUAUAGAAGUUCAGUGAGUCCAGCAUGAGCAACUGUGGGAGAAUGCUUGUACUCCUGUGUGAGUCUGUAAAAGAUAUAUUGUAUUCCCUCCCAAGUGAAAACAAACUUUUAUUAAUCUUCUUCCUGCAAAGGAGCUGUGAAAAACGUGUUCUUUACAUCAAAAGCUGUCAUCCAUGGUUGUGUGUCUGGUUGCAAAGUAGCUGUUAAGUUUGUGGUGUUUGAGAUAGCAGCAGCUAGGAGGGCUGUAUUAGCAUUUAGGUGCCAAUAAUUGAUUGUUAAUCGCCCCCUCCCAUCUGCUUUCUGGACUGGCCAGACAGACGAGUUAUAUGGGGAGGGAGUUCUGGAGGGAAUUUGUCUUUUCUUCCAAUCUGCUUUAACUUCAGAAACUGCAUUUCAUACUGCAGUAGAAAUAAAGUAUUGCAAUCCAUUAGUGAUCUUAGAUUCAGGGAGUGCAGGGGCUGUGUGAACCGUACACACUGCAGCACCCCUAUCCCUUUGGGGUUCAAGAUUGUUAUUUGAGCCAAAAGAUGUACGCUGCCUUUUGGGUGGCAUUAGGUUCACCCAUCGAGGACAUCAAAUCCUAAAACAUUUUCAUGAUGGUUUUUAAUUGCAAAGUGAGUAGGUGAUACACAUUUCUCACCUGGGAGUUAUAAGUUGACUCUAGUGGAUUGACAACAGCACUCUGGCGUGCCAUUCACGCCAGUAAUCUUAACCCUUUGCUAUCCAGAUUACACUUCUUGGCAUGUUGCUAUGUUAGUAUUGAAAUUUGGACUCCCGUGUCUAUUAGAAAUGUCACCAAUUGUCUUUGAGGACUGAUUGGUCUCAAUAUGUAUGAGCCAUCAUAGUUUAUUCAUUGAUAUGUCUCCACUUGUCAGACAAGCAGACCCAAUUGCCAGCCGGCCAUUACUUGUCUUUUUUUUUCUUCAUGCCCUUUGAUUCCUCUUAGGGAAUUAAGAGAUUAUCUCACUUUCUCUGAACUGGUGUUGAAGAAGAUGACAUACAUUCCUUUCUUUCACUACUACUCAAUCUGUAUCACUAUGCCCGUGUCAUUUCUGGAAUGCUUCAGUCAGACCCAAGAUAAUGCUAGUAGGCUGACUAUGCAUUGCAGCUCUGGGAAUGCCCAGAGCUAAUGCCCUUUUCCAUAAGUCGGUUCUCUAUCCUCAAGAUCUUGUUAGCACAUUUUCAAAUUUAUUUCCUUUUGGUUUACCCACUGUUCCUUGUUCCACAGAUCCCACCUUAUGAUCUCCACCCCAGAACUUUAAACUUUGUCUGCCAGUGCAUCCUCCCAGCCCAUUUUCAUGACUGUAGUUAACUGUGCCAUGCAUUAAAUCUUCCCAUGUGGGGAGCUGAUUAAAGGUAUUGUGUGCAUUGUUAUCUUGUACUGAAUUAUGUUCUGUGUCUCUUGAUCACAUUCUGUUUUGCAGCUAGAUGGGAUUUAAGGAUAGUUGAGGCUCCUCUAAUUAGUGAUUUAAGCACUGUUAAAUCUAAUGAACAGAUAAUGGCACGUCAUGGGCCCCUCCUUCCUGUAAUACUUUUUUGCAAGUUACUUUUGUGAAGACUGUGAGGAGCUCACUUAAGAGAUUUAAUGGGAAUUACCAGGGGUUCACUUCACUCCAUGGGGCCUAUUCCCCCAGCCCUAUAAGCUACAUGGCUGGUGAUAGGGUGAAGUGUAUCUGCAGGCCCAAGUCUUAAAUUUAAGAAAACUCAUGGUGCGUAGUAAUUAUUUGCUUCAUUCUGACUCUUCAUAAUAUGGUCUCCAUCACUUAAGCAUACUUGCCACAAGUAUUCUGUUUUUCUCUGCUAUAUCUCUAUUGGAACUUUGUCAGUUGUAAUGGAUCCUAGAGGCAGUUCUCAUAGUAUAUUGUGGCUGACCACCUCGGGGUGAUGUAGAUUGGUUUGCUUAGCAACAGGGAUUAGAACAUUAGUUUAAGAACCAAUAUAUUAGUUUAACUGAAGGAAUUCGUAAAUUGAUAGUUCUGAAACUUUCCAUUUCAGCUCUAGUGGGUGAACAGUCUUGUUUUUCCUAAAUAAUUUUGCACUGGGGACAUAAUAGAAUAUACGUUUAUCUUCUGCCUCGAUGAUUUUGCCUCAUGAGAAGUGCUGGAAUCACAACAGAAUACUUUUAUUUUUUGCCUCAAAACGUGCAAGGGCAUUUUGAUUGUGUUCUACAUAGAUUGUUUUAAAAAGUGGCUCACUAUGGCCUAAUAAGCAAUGGAAAUUAUCCAAACUGGGGAUAAGUGCAUGGAAAUGAGUCAAAGGUUUCAGUAAUGAAGCUGGUGGUGGAAAAAAGAGGAAGUAGGUCGGCACUUGGCUACUGUAAAUACCACUGAGCAUACCCAAAGGGACAUGUGCACACAUCUAUGAGACCUUGAAAAAGAAUGCAUGUGUAUUGCAGUGUACUACAUGUGUAUGUCUUAACUGUAUAAAUAGAACCUGAACUCUGAAAGGGUAUGCUUGCUUGUCAAGUUGCCCGAUGUGCAUCAUGAGGAAUAAAAGGAAUGUUGCUUUCUAACACCACAUAGGAGUUAGAGAGUUUUCUUCCUGGAUUUCGGAUGACAAUUUUAGCAACCCAGAUGGGACAGUGAGACUGAAAUCUCAUGGACCGAAGGGGCCUCUGUUCAGCGCACAUACUGAGUGAUUCUCUGGGAGAUCCCGCAAAUCCCAGCUCUGUCAGGACCAGCCACAAGUUCCCUGGAAUAUGGUAAGGCAUUCCUUUUUAUUGCCUCGGGUAAAGCAUGACAGAAGUCUGUAUCACUUAUGGAGAGCAAGGGUAAGGGGAUCCCCAAGUAGGUACCCCACACGCAAGCGGGGAGAUCUCCCAAGUGUGUGACAGGUUCUGCAUUUCCUGGAAGUAACGCAGUAAGGGGGAGCUUGAGACCAGCCCUCCAAGAGAAAUAGAGUCCAAGUCCCUGUUAAAGGGGGUACUUGAGAGAUUCAAGAUCCUCUGGGUUCUAUGUUUCCUGGAAGUAACAUGAAGAGGGGGUGCUUGAGACCAACCCCCCAGUAGAAAUGGGCAUUGAGUCCCUGUUAAAAGGGGUGCUUGAGAGAUUCAAGACCCUUCGUGUUCAACAUUUUCCUAAAAGUGGUUUACUUACCAAAAUAAACCUAAAAUACGGUUGCUGACAUUGUGAUUUUGUAUGUGAACAUGGGUAUGUGAGUAUUAUUGUAGCAGCGCCAAGCUUUUUAUUUCUUUUCUCCAUGGUGUGUGUAUGUGGUGGAUCUGCAGACUGUGUUAAGCUUUGCUUUUUACUUUUGUAGCUGCAGCAGUGUGUGUGUGUGUGUGUGUGUGUGUGUGUGUUAGAGUGUGUGAAGGCAAUUUGCACAUUCCGGACAUUCCAGACAUGGUGUAGUCGGUUGUGGAAAUUGCAGAGGAAACUUGUUGAAAAUUGUAAUAAUUGUUGGAUUGGAGAAAUGAUUAAAAUUACUCAUGUAAACCUGGGGUCUGUGGAAAAACGACAAGUUCCCAUCUUGCUGAAAGAUACUGAUCAUGGCUCUCCCAGGAGGAAUUCAGUGUACAACUAUGCCUUGAGGGACUGGCAGACACAGUCACCUAGUAAUUUGAGAAAGGACAAUUGUCCAGAAUAAAGUGUAUUUAUAUUCAAGUGUAUUUAGAUUGUUGUGAUUGGUUGCAGUUUGCGCUGGGCCAAAAUAGAUGAGUACUGGAACAAGAAACAACCUGCCAACCCUACCAUGAGACUCGCAUAGCGCUCUGAGAAAGAGCCAGGGGAGAAACACUUGCAAACUCUUGUUGUAAAAUAGUAUGUUACCUCAAGGAUGGGGAGGAAUACACUGGAAGUUGGAAUGUUCUUAUCUGCAGAAAUCUAGGAAACCUCAGUGUUAGCAUUGAAAAUCUCCAUGACUGGAGAUGAGACUGAAAUAGAAUAUUUGGUAGUCACAAUUGGUUUCUGUAUUCACAGAAUAUAUGUUUUAUACAGAUAUGUAUUUUGAGGGUACCAAAGCCCUUAAUUGGUCAAGAUUGGUUGGAGGAAUUAGAGGGGAAAACAAAAUUUUAAAAUUGGGUCUUUUAUAAACAGGAGAGUUGCCUGGAAGAUCAGAGGCAGUUUGUAAUGAAAGUUUUGAGAGAUUAAAAAAAAAGGGGGGGGGGAAAAGAAAAGAAAAAGAGAGACGGGAGGGGCAUAGGCCAUGGAAGGCACAGGAGGGAACAGAGAGGAAACUGAGAAAGGAAAGAAAGGAGGAUAGAGACAGAAGAUUAUUGGCAUUGAUCGUAGUGCAGGGAACUGAAAGGGGGAUGAAGAGGGGAAAAAAAAGAUGUAAGGGCAGUGCUAGAACCAAGAAGAGAGAAUACAAGGCCAGAGAUCAGAGUACUGAUCGAUGUAGAAAAUGUUAGAGGUUUGGAUUGUUAAAGCAAUUGGAUUGCCACAAAAAACAGCAGCAAAGAUCCAGAUCAAAACUGCUCACUCAAAAGCCACAGAUAUAAUGGCAGUAAAUACCGAAUGAGGGGGACCAGGGGUGAGACCUCAGCCAAACCCCUAGUUACAAUAAGGCUAGAGAAUGAAGAUGUAAAAUUUCUUGUAGAUGCUGUUGCAAUGUAUUCAGUUAUCAAUACUUGUAAGGCACAGUUAAGCAAUCAGACAACAUCAAUAAUUGGAGCCACCGGGAAAGCUGGAGUGCAACCAUUCUUCCAUCAGUCAAAAUUGGAAAAUGUAUACAUAUCAAUUUCUAUACAUCCCUGAUUGCCUGGUGCCAUUAAUGGGGAGAGAUAUCAUAAACAAACUUCAGGCCCAAAUCAUGUUUGGUAAAGGACAAUUCAUAAUACAUGCUUCAGAAAAUAAAAACUGUGGAGACUCAAGUUCUUAUAUUACAGAGAUCAUUCCCUACUGACCAGACAGUACCAAAGGACUUGGAAAAUGCUGUAAUACCAUGGAUCGAAUCAUCAGAGACACCCAGACAACCGAGAUGAGCUGAACCAGCAAUGGUAACUAUCUAGCUGAUGCCAGGAGCAGCACCGGUAAGAUGAAAUGUUUUCUUCUGAACUAUAGACCCUAGAGCCUUUGAUAGAGUAUUUUAACUUGCUAAACAGCUGCAUGAAGACUUAAAAGGAGAAAUGGGAAACCUAAUGUGGACACUGGAAUAUGGAAGUCCUUCAGAGUCCUUAAGUUAAAAAGCCCUUGUUUAAAAACUGUAGCAGCUACAAUCUUGCUUGUACAGGAGGCCAGAAAAUUGACUCUGGGAAACAGAAUAACUUUGUAUAUUCCCUGUAAGGUUACUGCAGUACUGAAUCAAUCCAAAGAAAAGUUGUUGGCCAUCUCUGAGCAGGAUCAUGAAGUACAAAGUGUUCCUGGUAGAAUGAGAGGAAAUGAGAUUAAAGAUAUGAAAAUGUUUGUCGAUGAUAGCAGUUUUGUGUGAGAUGGCUUAAGAAGGCCAGGUAUGCUGUAACAACCAGAGAUAAAAUAAUAGGCUGGUUCUCUGGCACUACCACCUCAGCAGAGAAAGCAGAACUCGCAGCCUUGUUAAGAGCACUGGAGUUAGCAAAAGGGAAUAAGUGCCAAUAUUUGGACAGACUUAAAAUUUGCAUUUGGGAUUGUGCAUAUGGGUGGUGCUAUCUGGAAAGAACAGAGGCUAUUAAUCUCCCAAGGAAUACCUGUAAAAUAUGGAGAAACAAUAAUAAAACUGUUAGACCAAAGGAAAUAGCUAUAAAACACUGCAAAGCCCACCAGUCAAACAUCAGUGAUAUUAAUAUAGGCAAUAGUAGUUCAGAUACAGCUGCCAAAAAUGCAGCAGAAGGAGCUUUCCUCCAACUCAUAACCCUGAGAUAUCAAAGACUGAUGAAUGAACAUCCAAAGUACCAGACAGAAGUUGAAAAACUAGCUUUCUUGCUAAAAGGUGAGAAAAACAAAGCAGGAUGGUGGGCAACUCCAAACAACCAAGUAAUAGUUCCCCAACCAGUAAGGAGGAAAAUAGUAGAGGAUAAUCAAACUAUAUGCUGGGCAUCAGAUGCUAUCAUCAAUAGUCUAAGACUCAAAUUUUAAGUGUGUGAAUGGGAGAAAUUGUGAAAAGCAUGGUGAGCAAAGUGUGAAGUAUGCCUGAAAUAUAAUCCACACAAUACAAAAAGACCACCUCCUGGAGUUACAAGGAGAGGAUGCAGCCCAGGAAACUAUUGGCAGAUAGACUAUUCUGAGCUACCAUGAAAAGCUGGCUACAGGUACUUGCUGGUAUUGGUUGAUACUUUUUCAGGACGACCAGAGGCUGAUUGCUGUCACACCAAUGAAGCGAGAGAAGUAGUAAAGGUUAUGCUAAAAAAUGUUAUCUCUAAUUUGGGGUACUAAAAUGGAUAUCAUCACAUAGAGGUUCAUAUUUUGUAGCUGAAAUUGUUCAAAACCUAGGAAAAAUCAUUGGAAUAGAAUGAGGUUUGCAUACUCUUUAAUGGCUGCAGUCUAGUGAAAAGAUGGAAAAAAUGAAUAAUAAUAAAAAAAAAAAAUUAGUAAAAUCUGUUAAGAAACUGACUUGAAAAGGCCUGAGGCUCAACCUCUCACCUUACUAUAUGUUCUGAUAAAACAGCAUGCUGAAGAGAAAAUUAGUCCUUACAAAAUUAUGUAUGGAAGACCAUUUCAAGUAUUGGUGGAUAGUAUUGAUGUAAACCAAUUAGGUGAAUUAAAGCUAAGAGAAUGUCAUCUCUUUGGGAAAAGUCCUAUCUUCUAUCCACAGGUUUGUGGCUCCAGUGGCACCAGCACCUCUGUAAGUCAUAGCACAUCCAUUCCAACUCAGUGAGUGGGUGUAUCUAUGGACUUGGAGCUCCGAACCACUACAGGAGAAGUGGAAAGGACCAUAUCAAAUACUACUGGCAAUGCACACUGCUAUCAAGGUGGCAGGAGUAGACCCUUGAAUUCAUUACAGAAAAACAGAAAGUGCACAACCCACAGUGGCAAGUAGAACAGACUGCACUGAUGAAACUGGAAUUUUCAUGUAUAUGAAUACAACUUGUAAACGGGGAAAUGAAAAAUCAUUUUAUGAACUUGAAUAUAGUUAUUGAGAUAUAGUUACUUUUAGAGUAACUAAAUUGUUUGUCUUAUAUUGACUGCAUUAAUUGUUUGCUUAUAUUAAUUGUUUGGGGAAAAAAACACCUCUUUUACAAUUCUUAAGGGAUAUGUAUUUUGUUUGUCUAAAACGAUAACAGUAAUUUUUGCAAUAUGUACUUAUGCUUAUCAAUUGCAUGCAUGGUAUCAAAAUAAGCACAUGAAAUUGAUGAAAAAGGGGGCUGACGCUAACAGUUCUGGUUCUUGUUGGAUAUGCUCAGAAUUGCCAAAAUAUGAGACAAACCCAUACCCAUUAUGAGGAUCACCACUACCAAAACAGAGUUGGGACACGGUAUUUGUUAACAUCCAUAGCGUACUUUGCAGAUAGAUAUGAAGAAUUAUAAACAUGGAUUGUAGGAAUUCAGCCUAUGAAUGAUACCAUUUGUCUGACAGAUGCAGAGACUAGUCAAGUAGGGAAGGCUCCAGUAGGAAAAUACCCACACUAUAAAUGCACAAUAUAAAUGAUAAAUAAGUAUUUUGAAAAAAAAAAAACAAAAAAAACAGGAAUAAACAUUGGGUCUCAGCUAAAAGGAAAGAUACUGGCUAUGUGGAGAUCGAGCUUGGAGGGUAUUAACUUCAUGGUGGAUCAUAACUUGUACCCUAGGAAUGGUAAUACCAUAGAUGAUAGUAACAAAUCAGUUAUCUGGGGUAAUACAGGCCUGAGUACUCUCCAAAGUCAAGAGAGAAGUCCUUAAUCCGCUAAUAGAAAAACCUAGUAGUUUUCAUUCAUUCGUUAGGUGCUUUAUUCCCUCUUUAGAAGUUGCAGAAAGGGCCAUCAGCACAUAUCUAUGAGAAAAAUCUUUUCUUGAAAAAGAAUGAAUGUGUAUGCCGAUGUACUGCAUUGUACUUCCAGGCCCCCCUACUUCUUCCUCAAGGGGAUCUCUGGGUCUCGGGCCCUUUUCCAGCGCUGCAGCAGUAACAGCUGCUAUUGUUCUUUCCAAUUUCCUUGCUCCUCAAUCAAUUUUCCAGAUCCCUCACCUCUCUUCUGGGUCCUGACAUCCCUGUUACACUUUGCUCAUCUCUGCAUUCCUCAGCCUGUGUCUUUCCGAAACCUUUUUCACUUUCCAAACUUUCAUAAUUACAAAAACAUAUCAUUAACAGUUACACUUUCAUAUACCAUCAAAACAGUUUGUCCCCCUCCCUUCAAAAUCAUGAGUCAAACAAUUCAGUUCUUCAACUUAGUCUCACAAUUAGGAUACUCAGUUAUAAGAACUGGUUCUGUUACUUAAUUUAUGUUCUCAGUUUCUUACUCAGGGUCUUCCCUGACUCACCAGCGAUGUCCUUCUAGUGAGCUAAAAUACAACUCAGAGGGGUGUUUUUUGGAAUUUUCUUAGAUGCUCUCUAUCCAGUGAUAACCUUUUAUAUUUGUCCAGUUCUAAUUGCAGAUGAAAGUCCUUCAUGCGUGGCUGGGUAAUGGAGUCUACCUGCUUCCCCAGGUGCUGGGUGCACGGGGGAUCACUCCACCAAACAUGCACAGUGAGGAAAUUGACGACUACGCAUUUGUGGGUAUAGCAUCAAUUACAAUGGCUAUGAGCAGAGUUUCAGAGCGAAGACCACCUGGAGAACUUGGUACUGAACAUGCCAGAUGAAGAUCUGUCACUGGGUCACAUAUCCCUGCACAAACUAGGAACCCUUCCUUAAUGCUUUACUUUGGUGGAUCCAGAGAUAAAGAGAUGAUAUUUUGGAGGAGACAGAAAUAAGAGAAAACGUUAUCGGGAACAGUGAGAUUGCCUCCUAAGGAUCUGAUGGAUCAAGAUUAACAAAAUAAAUAACUGAGAAGGUCUUUGUUUAGAACAUUGACAGCAGCAUUUUUGUGCAAACUGACAAGCCCAUUUGCAUGCCAGGACAAGAAGAGAGAAGAAAGGCAAAGUCACUGAGCUAAUUAGUGGUUGAGGGCUGAUGGUGAUGUUGAUACAGUUGUUCUUCACGUACAUGCAAGGAGUUGCUCCAUGUUCUCAAGCUAAACAGCCUGUGGAGAUACACAUGCUCAUAAACAGAGCCCCUAUCCUAAAUAACAACAUUGCCUAGGGUGUGCAGGGGUGAGCUCUUGCUGUUGGCUGCACAGCAGCAAUCCAUUUCCAGCUGAAACAAAGGUACGUAAGUCACAGGUGAUCAGGACCUGUCCUGGGUCACUGAUCAGUGAAGUUCUGUGGCUCAUUUAUUUAUUUAUUUAUUUAUUUAUUUAUAUGAAAUGCCCAUUUGGUCAAAUAUCUCCAAGGUGGCUUUGCAGGGUUGGGGGGAAUGUUCCACACUGGUGGAAGAUAGCCAAAGCAUCUGUUAUUGGCUAAGGGACACUCGGUAGAGUACGCCCAUUCUACUGCUGAAUGUAUAUAAUCUCUGGAGAGAGAAAGAGGUGGGGAGAAGCUAGCUCCUCCCCAAAUCCAAAUCUCCAUUCAGGCUGUCCUAGAAAGAAGUUAGCCCCUGAACAGAAACUUGGUGAUUUCAGAGAAAGAUUAUCUGGAGACUGGACAGGCAGAGCUCUCAAGAUGCUGACAUCCAUCUUCCUGAGCCUUCUGUUCCACACUGCAACUUCUUUUCACCAACUACAUUACCUGGUGGUUAUCCCUGCAGAUCUCCGUUACCCAUCCGUUCAAGUUGCCUGCCUCCAUAUCACCUGUUAUGAAGCAAAGAUUCAAGUAAAGCUGAUCCUGGAGCGCUUUGCAGGACGUGAUCUUAUAGUGCAAAAAAACAUCCAAAAGGAGAAAACUUUCACGUGCACUAAGUUCUGGGUUGCACCUCCAGCUGAUGGCCCAGAGGAGAUUGCCACUGUCAGACUGAUUAUUACUGGUCAAGGGGUCAAUAUUGAGGAGAAGAAAAAGGUCCUGAUCCGCAAGGCAAGCAGUGGCACCUUCAUUCAAAUGGACAAGCCCAUCUAUAAACCAGGGCAGACAGUGAAAUUUCGUGUUGUGACUCUGGAUGAGGACUUCAUUGUGCUUAAUGAUUCAAUUUCCCUGUUUCUCCAGGACCCCAAGAACAACCGGAUAGAGCAGUGGCUGAAUGUGGUGCCGCAGGAAGGCAUUGCGGAUCUGUCUUUCCAACUAAGUGAUGAGCCUCUGCUGGGGACAUAUGUUAUCAAUGUAACCAACAGGAAAACAUAUGUCAGCUUCACCGUUGAGGACUAUGCGCUGCCAAAAUUUGAAGUGAUCUUUGAGACACCAGUGGUGAUUUAUGCACUAGAUAAAACUUUUCCACUUCGGGUAUGUGGCAGAUACAGUUAUGGGAAAGCUGUCCAGGGGAUGGUUUAUGUGAGCCUUUGUCAGAAAAUAUCCCAGUUCUUGCCCAGUGCUUCGAAACCUGAUCUCUGUCAGGAAUUCAAGAGCAGGACAGACAAGAUGGGUUGCUUCUUCACAAACGUGACCCUAUCCUUCAGCCAAGACUUGAGGUACUAUCGGGACAGCAUAGUUGCAGAGGCCUCACUGUUGGAGGAUGGCACAGAGAUACAAGUCAAUGCUUCCCACAAAUUACUCAUCUCCAAGAUUGGCGGGAUGGCCUUGUUUGAUGAUGUGAAUUCUUACUAUCACACUGGAGAGAUGUACAGAGGGAAGAUCAAAGUCAUCGACUACAAAGGCGAGACGCUGAAGUACAAAAAUGUCCUCCUUGUAGUAAGUUUUGGUGAGCAGCAGUUUCAGCAAAAGUACAUCACUGGAGACACUGGAAGAGCUUCAUUUAGCCUAAACACAACUACUUGGAACAGCACCCCAGCCUCCCUGGAAGCAAGUGUCCUGCAUCAGGAUUUGGGUGGGGAGCCUGGGACAGUUGAUUUGAAUUACCAGAGAGCCUCUCAUUUCAUACAUCCAUUCUACAGCACCAGCAGGAGUUUUCUCAGUAUUGUCCGUGUGCCAGAAAUGAUGCCUUGUGGUAAAAAGCAGGAUAUCCAGGUGGACUUCAGAAUUUACAAGGAAGACCUGGAACAUGGGCCCAAGCGUGUAAUUUUCUCCUACCUUGUCAUGGGGAAAAGUGGAAUAGUUCAGGCAGGUCAGAAGACUGUUUGGGUUGGGCUGCCAAGAAUGCUGAAAGGCUUCUUCUCCAUCCCUAUUACCUUCAGCUCAGUCUAUGCUCCAGCUCCAACACUUAUUGUUUAUGUUAUCUUCCCUAAUGGAAAAAUCAUCGCUGAUUCUGCCGUCUUCAGUGUCUCCUUGUGUUUCAGAAAUAAGGCAGAGCUGAGCUUCUCAGUGCCCAAGACUCUUCCUGGUUCAGAGGUUGAUCUCCGCCUGCAGGCACCACCUGGAUCUACAUGUGCUGUCUGGGCUGUGGAUCAGACUGCCUUUUUGCUGAAGCUAGAAAAAGAACUCAGCCACUCUAUGAUCUAUGGGCUCUUUCCAUCUGUUUAUAACUCCGGAUAUCCUCAUCAAGUGUCUGAAGAUGACAAUUCAUGCAGGUUCCAAAAUUCUGAUCAGCCUGAUGUGUUUACAGCAUUUAGGGAAAUGGGAUUGAAAAUUAUGUCCAACAUCAAUAUCAGGAAACCAGGACUGUGUCUAACUAAUCAGUCAACAACUACGAUGAAGAAAAGAGGGAUGUUCACUUCCAGUCCCAUGUUGAUGUUUGCUCAGCCCCAUAAGGAAUCUAACAGACAUCUGAUGACAUCUACCUAUCAGCCCACUAUGUUUUCACCUGUUUCUUCAGCUGAAGAGAAAGUGCACAAGUAUUUCACAAAAACCUGGCUAUGGGAUUUGUAUUCUGUUGGUCCUAGUGGAAACCAGACUGUCACUGUCACUGUGCCUAAUACCAUCACAAGAUGGGAAGCUGGGAUGUUCUGCACAGGACGUAAUGGCUUCGGACUAGCUUCAGCCUCCAGUCUGCUUGUUUUCAAGCCCUUUUUUGUGGAGCUCACACUUCCAUCUUCUGUGAUCCAGGGUGAAACCUUCAUCUUGAAGGCCACAGUCUUCAACUACCUACAGCAAUGUAUGAAGAUCCAAAUGACUAUGGAGGAGUUCCCACAUUUCCAGCUGAAGUCAUGUGAGGGUUGUGUCUACAGCAGCUGCUUAUGUGCUGGAGAAGUAAAGACGUUUCUUUGGAGUGUCACAGCUGAGCGACUGGGGCUCGUGAACAUCACUCUCAGCACAGAGGCCAUUGCCACCAAAGAGCUCUGUGGCAAAGAGAUACCGUUUGUCCCAAACCAAGGACAGAAAGAUACAAUCACCAAACUCCUUUUAGUCCGGCCAGAAGGAGUGCUAGUAGAAAAGGCUCACAGCUCCAUCCUGUGUCCCAAAAAAGGGAGUCCAGCAGAGGAGUCUGUGUCCUUAAUGUUGCCUCUAAAUGUGGUUGAAGGUUCAGUGAGAGCUACUGUCUCGAUCACUGGUGACCUCAUGGGGACAGCACUGCAAAACUUGGACCACCUGGUGCAGAUGCCCCAUGGCUGUGGAGAGCAGAACAUGGUACUGUUUGCCCCUAUUGUCUAUGUGCUGCAGUACCUGGAGAAGACAAGGCAGCUGACUCCUGAGAUUAAGGAGACGGCAACAGGAUUCUUGCGCAAUGGGUACCAGAUACAGCUGCAGUAUCAACAUCCUGAUGGUUCUUUCAGUGAAUUUGGUACCAGGGAUGAGUACGGUAAUACUUGGCUGACUGCGUUUGUGGUCAAAUGCUUUUCCCAAGCCAAGCCAUACAUUUUCCUGGACAACAGGAGCAUCCAAGCUGCUUUCAAAUGGCUGGAGUUCCACCAGCUUCCGAAUGGCUGCUUCAGAGAUGUGGGCCAACUUUUCCACAGAGCCAUGAAGGGAGGUAUGGAUGGGGAAGUUCUCUUGGCUGCCUACAUCUCUGCUGCAUACAUGGAGAGAGGAGAUACACCAGAGAGUACGGUGGUACGCAAGGCUCUGGGGUGUAUCAUUCCUUCCCUUCCCAAAGCUGCCAGCACUUACACACAGGCCCUGCUGGCCUACACCUUCGCCCUGGCUAAGGACUCUCAACGCACACAAGAGCUUCUUGACAUACUUGAUCAAAGCGCAAUCAGAGAAGGUGGGCAGAUCCAUUGGAGUCAGACCCCAUCCAAGACACACAGCACUAGCCUUUGGUCACAGCCACUAUCUGUGGAUGUGGAGUUAACAGCUUAUGUCCUUCUGGCCCUGCUCUCCAAGCCAAAUGUCACAGGGGCUGACUUCACCACAGCCUCUGGCAUUGUGGUCUGGCUCACUAGACAACAAAAUGCCUAUGGAGGAUUUGCCUCAACACAGGAUACAGUAGUUGCCCUGCAGGCCUUGGCUAAGUAUGCAGCACUGACACACAACACAAAAGGAGUCGCAGAAGUGAGGGUGAGGUCCCAGAGAGGCUCUGGGAGGAAGUUCCAAGUUUCCUACCAGAAUCGGCUUUUGGUGCAGGAGAUGGCACUGACAGAAGUCCCAGGAAAGUUCUCAGUGCAAGCCCAUGGCAGCUGUUGCGUCUUUACCCGGACGGUGCUGAGAUACAACAUUCCCUCCCCGCAGGUUUCCAAAUCCUUUGCCUUACAAGUGAAAACCAAGCCAGACAAUUGCACCGAGAAUGAUGCAUACUCUGUUACUCUCUAUGUCAAUGUCAGGUACACUGGAAAGAGAGCCAUUUCCAAUAUGGUGAUUGUGGAAGUGUCCCUACUCUCUGGAUUUGUCCUCGCUGCAAGAUCUGGAAUAUCUCCACAUCAUUGGUAUCCUGUGAGAAGAACAGAGAAAACCCAAGCAGGUGUUGCCAUCUACUUGGACAAGCUGAGCCAUAUGUCUGAGACAUAUGUCCUGCAUCUGGAAAGGGAAAUUGGAGUGACCAACCUGAAGCCGGGACAUGUCAGGGUCUAUGACUACUACCAUCCAGAGGAGCAGGCCCUUACUGAUUAUAAUGUUUUCUGCAUCUGAGCCCACAGGAGUUCUACUAGUGGGACAUGCCCUAGGAUGGAAAUUACAGUUACUGGUAUGCUGGGGCCUGCGUCACCUGGAAAGUCACAUCUCAGUGGACUUUGAUAUUGGUGC
Messenger RNA from Lagopus muta (rock ptarmigan), 26847 nucleotides. Its product is annotated as alpha-2-macroglobulin-like protein 1. The record is from RefSeq and is a predicted model, not a curated record. The transcript has 40 exons. The coding region runs from base 22246 to 26733 and encodes 1495 amino acids. Gene Ontology annotation, cellular component: extracellular region. NCBI's taxonomy places the organism in Eukaryota, Metazoa, Chordata, Aves, Galliformes, Phasianidae. Gene Ontology annotation, molecular function: endopeptidase inhibitor activity.